Ilex paraguariensis (yerba mate) is the source of this 1521-nucleotide messenger RNA. Lineage: Eukaryota; Viridiplantae; Streptophyta; Magnoliopsida; Aquifoliales; Aquifoliaceae. The record is from the annotation of a GenBank genome assembly.
AAAGAGCAGUAGCCACGUAAAGACGGCUAGUGCCCACCCUGUGCGGUCAGUAAUCCUGCACGUAUGUACAGUGCACUUUAAAAAUCGACCAAACACACAACAGACAAGAUGAGCAACUGGUGAUACCCUGCAACCCAACAAGUUUUUUAUUAGAAAAAUACUCACUAUGUUCCUUCUCAAAACAUGGAGAUCAACAGCUUUUGGUGUCUAUGGGUACCUCAAUUUUACCAAAUCUGGUUUCUUGGAACACUCAAAAAAAUUCAAGGCAGAAGACAUGCAAACACAAAUAGAGGGGAAGAACUGCAUUGUUACAGGAGCUAAUUCUGGCAUUGGUUAUGCGGCCGCUGAGGGUCUUGCUUCACGAGGGGCAACUGUCUAUAUGGUAUGCCGUAAUAAGGAGAGGGGAGAAGCUGCUCUUUCUAAAAUUCAGUCGGCGACUGGCAACAAAAAUGUUUACUUGGAGGUGUGUGAUAUUUCUUCAGUCGGUGAGAUAAAGUCAUUUGCUUCCAAUUUUUCGUCAAAGGAUGUUCCUAUUCAUGUGCUGGUUAACAAUGCUGGUUUGCUUGAGCAUAAGCGGAUUAUCACACCAGAAGGAUAUGAGUUGAAUUUUGCUGUGAAUGUACUCGGCACUUACACCAUGACAGAAUUGAUGUUACCUUUGCUGGAGAAAGCUGCACCUGAUGCUCGUGUUAUUACAGUUGCCUCUGGUGGAAUGUAUACGGCUCCCUUGACCAAAGAUCUUCAGUUUAGCGGCAACAAUUUUGAUGGGGUGGAACAGUAUGCUCGGAACAAGCGAGUUCAGGUGGCAUUGACGGAAAAAUGGGCUGAAAUGUACAAGACCAAAGGUAUUGGAUUCUACUCAAUGCACCCAGGUUGGGCUGAGACACUUGGAGUGGCCAAGAGUCUGCCCAGUUUCUCUCAAUCAUUGUCAGGGAAACUUAGAACAAGCGAGGAAGGUGCAGACACGGUUAUCUGGUUGGCUUUACAACCAAAAGAAAAAUUGGUAUCAGGUGCCUUUUAUUUUGACAGAGCUGAAGCACCUAAACAUCUCAAGUUUGCAGCUACUAGUGCCUCACAUGCUGCUAUAGACUCCAUCGUCGACAGUCUCCGUUCCUUCUCCUCUCUUUCUUCAUGAAGUGGAAGUGCUGUACUUAAUAUCAAGGUCACCUUUUAGAUUUGUAAUCCCAGAAAGAGUGAAGAUAACUUCAUUUAGAACUUCUUUCAGUUCCAGGGCAUUUGUUUUCUCAUUUUUAGCUCAGGACAAAACCAACAUUCAGAUUUUCUUUUUUGUUAGGUUGUGUUGGUUUGGGUUGUGGGAUGUUUGUGAGGUUGUUUAGCUUAUUCAAAUCAAUGAUGUGCUAAUGUUGACUUGGGGUGUUAAUCGAGCCGAGUUUGAGCUUAAGUCUGUUGAGCUCGUUUUUCUAAACGAGAGCCUAAAAAUUUGUUCAAGCUCAAUUUGUUUAGAACUCGAGCCAAGUCCAAGUUGCUCAACUAUUUUAUUAUAAACGAAUCAAGUUUUAU